Messenger RNA from Triplophysa rosa, 1381 nucleotides. Its product is annotated as synapse differentiation-inducing gene protein 1-like. Bases 104 to 646 code for a protein of 180 amino acids. The record is from RefSeq and is a predicted model, not a curated record. NCBI's taxonomy places the organism in Eukaryota, Metazoa, Chordata, Actinopteri, Cypriniformes, Nemacheilidae. Gene Ontology annotation, cellular component: membrane. The transcript is spliced from 2 exons.
CCAUAUGUGGAGUGGGUCCGUGGCAGAAAAAGCCUGAACCAGAGAGCAGAAAGAAGAGCCAUUGUUUUCCGAUCACAAGCAAGGAACAGAGGCCAGCAGAAAAAUGGAUCCCAAUAAGUCUCCAAAUGAGCCUCCAACCAACUGGAAUACGUCAGAGAAGUCAGGCAUUACACAGCCUGCGCCGCCACCGUACCAACAAGGGUACCCUAACGCUGGAUAUCCUCCCCCGGGGAGCUAUCCCAACCCUUCUGGCUAUCCGACCAUGCAAUACGAAGCUCCAGGUGGCCAACCGAUUCCUCAGGUCCAGUACGGACAUGCGCCUUAUCCGGGACAGCCACCGAUCACUAUACAGCCGACGGUUUACAUGACCCCAACUCCACUGGCCAAACCACUGCCCGAUUACUUGGGAUACUCUAUCUUUACCCUGCUGUGCUGCUGUUUUCCUCUGGGGAUUGCUGCUCUGAUUUACUCCAUCUUUACUCGGAAUGCAAAUGUGUCCGGACAACAAGAAAUAGCAGAGAAAAACUCAAGGAUGGCACGCAUCCUUAACCACACCGCUCUCGGUAUCGGCCUCGCCAUUUUUGUGUUGUACAUCAUCUACAUCAUUGUCAUGACCGUUUACUUCAAACAGCACACAUCUCCAUAGAGGAAGAUAGUGAGGGUUUUAUUAUACGACAUAUUAAUGUUUUAAAUAGAGUUUUGUAAUCACAUUUAUUCUGCUUAUAAAUGUAAAAUGCUUUAUGUAGCUCAUAUUUUGAUGCAGAUUUAAAGGCUUAAUGGGCAGUGCCGUAUAAAGGUCCACCGAGCAAUGAAUCAAUAUGUUAUGUUCAGCAUUUUAUUAAUUACUUAAUAAAAACAAAUGCUUUAAAUGUUUAUUGUGUUUUAACAGAAUGCAUGCUUCAUUGGAAAUGUAUUAUGAAAUUAGACAUUUAUUGUUUUAAUGAAAUAAUACAAUUUAAGUGACUUUAAGUAACCAAAAUACAUGCAUUUACAGAUCUCAGUACAUUCUCGUUAGAUAUAACCUCAUGUCAUAUUUAAUGGUCUGUUACACUAUCCUAGACAAUUUAAUUGAAAAUUCUGUAACAUUUCAUGCUAAAUUUCAAGUAUUUUUCUGUCUGCUUUUAAGUUUGUCGCAAGCAUUGUAUAAAGAUUGUAGAGUACAAUGACUUUUACGUUUAACAGCAUUUCUUUUAUGUUAAAGGCACAAUAUGUGAUGCUUACAGCAUAUCCCAAAACCACUAUAGUGUUGUAUAUUUUGUUCACUUACAUGACAGUGUUUACAAACAGAUCAUUACAUUUUGUUAAAACCAAGUGGCUUCUGUAGUCAGAUAUCUCAUCCGAUCUCUUGUUUCCCACACAAUAAAAUUUAUUUUACUCUUUA